AUGGAGGUUCCUAUUUUGAAAUUUAAUUUACAAUCAAAAACUUUUUUGAAAAAAGUUUUUUGUCAAAGAGAAAAAAAUGAUGAAAAAUUUCAGGUGACUCAAGUCAUAGCUGACGAGAUCGGACUGACUGAUUUUGAAGAAUCGAAGCCUCAAGCCAGUAUCAAUGGUGUCACAACAAUAGAUUUAUCAGUGAGUGUUGAUUUUUUCCGUUCAUUUCACUUGUUUUCAGUCUCCGCAAGGAAAUUUUCGAGUUCAUUUGGUGCGGGAUGCAAAUGAAGAAAACGUUUCUUUAGAAGAAGGAUCCAAGUUGGUUGGUCUUGAAAUUUUGAUUAAACUAUUUUUUUCGUUUUUUUUUUUUCAAUAUCAAACUUGCAGGCCGCUUUCUACAAUGCUCGUUUUUGGCAUGAAGUCGCAGCAUACGAGAAAGUCAACUUCAAAUGCGGAAAAUUCCACUCGGCCUUUCAGGUGGGAGCUUUUUUCAAAAGUUCACUGCGAUAAACUGUAUUUUGUGCGAAUUUAAAUUAAAAGUCACUUUCAAGUCCGUUGUUAAAUCGCGAAAAAUCUAAAAAAAUGAGUCUUUUUUUAAAUUUCUUUUCAAAAAAAUAUUUUUUUAUUCACGGUCGUUUCAAAUUUUUUUUCUAAGAAACUGACAACUCAUUAGAAAAAAAUUUAUACGUUUUGUUUUAAAUUUUUCUGAAACCACCUCGAUAUUUUUCAAAUCUGGAGCAAAAUUAGCGCGCCUUUUUUUUGGAAUUUUUUGUUUAUUUCUGGUUAGUUAUGAAAAAUAAUCAUUCAAAAAAAUUUUUCUCUUUUCUGUAAUUUUAUUGUCAUGAAGAUCCAGUGAUUUUCUUAUUUCCGGUAAUUUUUUUCCUAUCAGACAAUUCGAACGUCCAUUCAAUCUUUUCUCAUGCUCAGUUCUUCAGAUAGCGGAGGACGAGGCGAAUCACUCUGUUUUUGUGACGUCAUUCCAGGCGGGCUCCACGCGGGCGGAACUCGGGCUCGGCGAACUCAUUAAAGUCGCUGAGCAAAUCGCUCAUCUUCACGCCAUCAACCCAGCAACUAUCAAUAAAGAGGUUUCCAUUGUAAAAUCGACGGUUUAUCCGAAAAAAAGAGUUUCAGUUCACAAGUGCAGUGAAAGACAACCACGACAACAUCUCGCUGUACAAGAAGAACCUGCAGAAGUCGCUUCUCGACAUUCUCGGCUACGCCGUCAGCAAGGAACUCGCCGUCUACUUCGACCAGCCUUUGGAAGUCGUCUCCAAGGUGAAGACGUUGAUCGAGGCCGAAGAAGAUGUCGACGAAGAGGAUCCCAGAGUCCUUUGCCACGGCAGACUCACCGCGGAAAACUGCAAAUUUGAUGAGCGUGGCGAAGUCGCCGAGAUUGCUGAUUGGGAGGUUCAUUUAUACACCUAUUUCUCUACAAAUUGUUUUCCCUACAUCUUCAUUUUUAGUUUUUUUGACAUUUCAAAUUUUUGGGCCUAUAAGAAUCCUAAUUUUUUCAAGGAAAAUUAAAGGUUUUUUUUUUAUUUUUGCAUUAUUCAGCACUGUAGCCAAAAGUUAAACAUCGGUCAUUGAAAAAAAGUUUCUAGAAAAUUUUUUUCUUGUUUUUCUGCAGGUACAUAAAAUCUUUUAAUAUUACCUAAAAAUUAUAAUUUUUUUCUCCAGAAUAUCCACUUGGGAAAUCCAGCGAGAGACCUCACGAACCUCAUUUUAACGUCCGCUAGCCCCAGUUUACGGAGAAAACAGUUUAUGAAGGUUCCGAAAUUGAGAGUUUCUCUUAUUCUGACGGAUUUUCAGGUUUUCCACCACUAUUUCUACAUUUUGGUAGAUUUGCGACCGCCAAAGUACCAGCUUCCUGAGUUGAAAACGUGGUUCCGGAGAAACCAUGCGGCCUUGGUUUUGGAGGGGUUCGUUAUUUUCAGACUUAUUGGAAAUCAUUUGAAUGACCGUUCAUAUUUAUUAAAUGCUCAGAAUAUUUAACACGUCAAACGCGAUUACCGGUUUUUUUUUUGUUGAGCUCUAGUUUUGCCCUAUUUUGCUUUUUUCUGAUGCCGUGUUCAAAGUAACUUCGCGAAAUCUCCAAAAUUUAGUUGUUUUUUUCUUUCUCUGACAGCUAUUUUGCAUUUCGCGAAAGUACUUUGAACACGGCAUGAGCUUUCGAACUUUUAUCUUAAGAUCUCUGUACAUCUGUCUAACAAGGGAAGUGCGAAAAGACAAAGUUUGAGAAUUUGAUGAAUCUUUGCUGAGAUGUACUACCAGGUCCCCUGAAUCGAAAACAAGAAAAAAAUUUUCAAUUCUCAAACUUUGUUUUUUUACACUUUCCCUUGUAAAAAUCCUAAAACAGGAAAACUGGAGGUUUUUCUUUCUUUUUUUUUUGCCCAUUUCCUUAAAUUCGAUUUUACAUUAGGAGUGUCUGAAUAGUCAUAGGAAACGUUUUCAGAUUUUAUUAUUCUGUGCGUUAUAGUUAACUUCACCAACUAUUUUUUCCAGGAUUUUUUUUUUCUUUUUCUCCUGGCAUUUCAUCUUGUGUAAAGUUGAUAACAAAUACAUCUAAAAGACGAAUUUUUUUUCUCAUUUUUAAAGCUCACAAAAGGACUUUUUCUGAUUUUCAUUUGGAUUGCUCCUUAGAAUCGAACGUCUACUGGAGAUCCUCUCCGAGUCCGACGACGAGGAGCUCAAGAAAAAGGCGGCCCUUCGAUGGGAGUCGGCCCUCGACGACGCCGUCGACUUCCACAGUGGAAACUAUCUGAGUGACGGAGAGCAGACAUUCUUUUCGUACAAAGAUUGA
Molecule: messenger RNA, 2788 nt
Organism: Caenorhabditis auriculariae
Lineage: Eukaryota; Metazoa; Nematoda; Chromadorea; Rhabditida; Rhabditidae
Source: the annotation of a GenBank genome assembly